CUCCCACAGUUCGAUGCCUUCGAAAGGUCGACGGUGACGUCAUGCCGUACGCCGACUGUGAUUGGUCGGCGUAGGUGGAAGUGCUACAAACGGUGUCAUUCACAAAGUAACAAGAAUACAUUUACAAUAGUGAUAAAGAAUGCACUUAACUUUGAAAUAGUAUUGAGAUCCUUUUCCCGGGCAAUUUUUUUUCACACGGAUCUUUUGAAGUUUACGUGAAACCAAUUCGGGGUCGUAUUUUCCGUUUCUUCACUGAUUUAUCAGGACUCACGCUUGGGAGAUUUUUUUAAAGUUAUAUGGUUUCAAAAAUGUCCUCUAAAAUGGCGGGCUCAAACAACCUGGCACAUGCUAGGAGGAUGGUACAGCAGCUGAAAGUCGAGGCCAGUAUCGAGAGGAUAAAGGUAUCCAAGGCCUCUGCUGACCUCAUGCGUUACUGUGGAGAAAACGCCAAAUACGACCCCCUGCUCAUGGGCAUCCCUGCCUCAGAAAACCCCUUCAAGGACAAAAAGCCCUGCACUAUAUUGUAGUGUAACUAACGCUAUGGUCAUCUUAUUUAAUUACUUCUACUCAACUUUGCCUUACGUCCAGCUCUUGCUCCUUAGUAUAACUUUGUGCCAUGUCUUAACUAUAUUUAGCUCUUACAGUAUUUAUUACUGUAAAUAAACUCCAAUCAGUACUAAUUAAUUGCCAUUUUGGUAAUGAUUAGCAUUGCAUCUCAUAUUUACCAGCAUCCCUUGUCUUCUGAUUGGUUGUUUGGGGCCAAACUGAAGUCAUUCCAGGAAAUAACACCAUUUUAAAACAUCUAAAUUGCUGUGAUUUAUGUGAUUAAGUUCCUCUUUCCACCAAAUGGUGACUGUAGUUACACUUUUUAGUUGAAAUGUAAAGAGCUAGCAACUACGCUGAUUAAAUCCCCCUUAAUCUCUAAUAUGUAGACUUGGGUUAAAUACUCCUCUUGUAGCAUCUAUGAAUAAUGUUAUAGCAAAGGGACUGACUGAAAUAAAUGAAAUUGAAAGAUCCAUUUUUCAUACUGGAUAAUGAAUCUGACGUGGCUUCUGCAAUCACCACUGGUCAAGUGCAUGCUGGGUAAAUAAAACAAUAUAGUAAGCGAUAUCACAUCAAACAAAUACUGAUUUGUUUUCAAUGAAAGGAAGUACCACUAUGUGCAAACUCAAAGCCAUUAGAGAAAAGUUAUUAGAGUGGUUUAUGAAAAAAGAGAACCGAUUCCAUUACCCUGCACUUUCAAACCCAUGUGCCUUAGGUUGUUCAAAGCAUUCCUUACUUAUCACAGAUUUAUACGAAAGAAAAGAUGAGACUUUUUAUCUGUUUACCCUGAGUAACUUUUCUAUUCUGAUGAUGCUUUAGAUUUAAAGUGCAUUUUCCUUCUGAUUUAAACGUUUCUUUCCUCUGCCAAGGCACAAUUUUUAAAGGAAGACCACUGCUGUUUGAUCUUGUUUAUGAUUUGAUUGUUUUUUUUCUAAACGGGGCAGUCGUGAAACGUUACGUUAACAUUCACAACUUGAAUGGGCCGAGCAACCAUAUAUUGAUGCUGCAACGUCUGUAUUAUUUUAGAGACAUCAAAGAAGUUAUGCAGUAUUUGAGACUCACAACCAAAUCUCUGUGACCUCAGUAUCUCUGUGAAGAAAAAGUUUCUAUUUGUUUUUUUUUCUUUUCUAAUUUCUGUAUUUUUGCAAGCCUUCAUAACAUGUGCUAUACUGUACGUACUGUACCUUGAAAGAAAGAUUUUAUUAAAAUUGUGAAAUAGUAAAACAAAA
This is a messenger RNA of Megalobrama amblycephala (Wuchang bream), 1772 nucleotides long. It is a transcript of the gene gng12a, whose product is annotated as guanine nucleotide binding protein (G protein), gamma 12a. Gene Ontology annotation, cellular component: heterotrimeric G-protein complex. Gene Ontology annotation, biological process: G protein-coupled receptor signaling pathway. The transcript has 3 exons. Gene Ontology annotation, molecular function: G-protein beta-subunit binding. The coding region runs from base 297 to 527 and encodes 76 amino acids. The record is from RefSeq and is a predicted model, not a curated record. Lineage: Eukaryota; Metazoa; Chordata; Actinopteri; Cypriniformes; Xenocyprididae.